UCCAAACCCCUCCUGGAGAGCUGGCGGUCAGCAGCGGACUGCAGAGAGAGAAGGGGAGUGUGUAAAAACGCGCUCGCACAGUUUUGUUUCGACGACAGGCGUGUGACACGUUCGCGGCACGUGCUCCACCUUUUAUGUCCUUCAUUUAUGUGCUACAUUUGAGCGCGGAGACACGUUUAGUAUCCGGCGCGGCUGCGGGGUUUCGGCCGAGCUGAGCGACCGUCGCUGUCCGGCAAGAGGAGCAGGAGGGACCAUGAGGAGGAGGACCGCCACCGUGUACCUCUUCUUGGGCAUUUUGCUGUCUGCUCUGGGUCUCUUGGGAGGAACUGGCUUUAUGUACCGCUUUCCAGGGGGGGCACUUCAGCGAGUGAGCGCUGAGCAGAGCGCGGCCCCCCCGGCCGGGACGGGAGGCACACACCACCGCAGCAGGAACUGGUGUCAGUACACGGUGUCAAAGACAGUGUCAUGUCAAGUGCACAACGGGACGGAGAAGCUGGUACAGAGGGUGUUUCAAAGCUGCCGCUGGCCUGGACCCUGUACCAACCUCAUCAGUUACAGGACGUUGGUCAGGCCCACCUAUCGUGUGACAUACCGCUUGGUGACAGCGCUGGAGUGGCGCUGCUGCCCAGGCUUCUUCGGAGAAGAUUGUAAAGAAGAGUGCAUGAACUGCACCGGCUAUGCAAACUUGAACGAAAGGCUGAAUACCAUUGAGUCCAAGAUUGUGUUGCUGGAGGAGGCUGGGUCAGCAACCACUGUGGUGAACAGUUUGCCUGAUGGAUCAACAGACAAUGAGGUGGGCACAGCCAAGCCCACACCCCUAGGACCACCAGCUAUAGGACUACCAGGUCCUAGAGGUCCUCCAGGGCCAGUCGGACCACCAGGCAUUCCAGGGUUGACUGGACCACCUGGUCCCCCAGGUGCAACAGGGCUCACAGGAAAACAAGGCCCUACAGGACCAAGAGGACCUCCAGGACAAAGAGGGCUCCCCGGGGAGGCUGGGCCACCUGGACCUCCAGGCCCACCCGGACCUGGUACCCCUUAUCCCCUGCGUGGCGAUGUUUUUGGCUUCAACAGCCAGGAGCUAAUUCAGGAUGAAGAGACUGCCCGCUUGCUACCUCAUCCUGGACAGACAGCCGUUCUGGGACCUCCUGGGCCUCCUGGACCCCCAGGUCCAGCCGGACCCCCAGGAUCUCCAGGGACCCCAGGGAGGACUGCUGAAAGAGGCCCCUUAGGCAAGCCUGGGGAUCCAGGGCCUAAAGGAGAUCCUGGAGAAAGGGGGCCUCCUGGAUUUGCUGGGGAGCGGGGCCUUCCAGGUGCACCAGGGCCCAAAGGUGAGCCAGGAGACACCCUGCCAGAGGGUGAAGGGGUACAGCAGCUGAGGGAGGCCCUGAAGAUUCUGGCAGAGAGGGUUCUGAUUCUGGAGCACAUGAUCGGCAUUCACGCAGAAAACCCAGUGGAGUCUGGUUCAGGACUAGACCUCUUCCUGGAUCCUGCACAAAUAUCAUCUGGCAAAACAAAAAGGGCAGGUCCCAGUGCUUACCUCUCCACUCUUCUCCAUGGAGACAACAACCUGAUUGGAAAAAGCAGGGAAAGGAUGGGCCACAAUUAGGAAAUUCUGGUAAUUGCCUUUCUGAAUGUGGGUAUGAGCACUUGUGACAGAGCUCUGACUGGAUAGAGUCUGGGCUCCACGUCAUUGAAACGCAUGAAGCAGUCUCUUCCAGCAAAGUUCAUUAAAGUGCUAAGAGGAAUGAGGGGCGGAUAUCUUGUGCUGGCAGAAUAUCAAUAUUUCCUUCAACAUAUUAUUUAUGAGUAUUACUGAUGUACAAUGUUUGCUUUAAUUUUAAUCGUAUUGUUUUCCUGGCAUUCGCAAUUAACUUUACUGCGAAUGUUCUUUGUCUCAUUUUGUGCAAUCAAGCCUCAAGUGGUGCUCAUUUUAUUUUCUACAGGACUUUAUGGUGAGUUUCUGCAAAUAUGUAUGUGUAGUUUUAAUUUGCUCAGAAAUCAUGUGCAUUCAGGUGAACAGUUCUGUAU
Scleropages formosus (Asian bonytongue) is the source of this 2031-nucleotide messenger RNA. It is a transcript of the gene col26a1, whose product is annotated as collagen, type XXVI, alpha 1. Bases 254 to 1609 code for a protein of 451 amino acids. The transcript has 14 exons. NCBI's taxonomy places the organism in Eukaryota, Metazoa, Chordata, Actinopteri, Osteoglossiformes, Osteoglossidae. Gene Ontology annotation, molecular function: protein binding. The record is from RefSeq and is a predicted model, not a curated record.